Messenger RNA from Colius striatus (speckled mousebird), 4999 nucleotides. It is a transcript of the gene VAV3, whose product is annotated as vav guanine nucleotide exchange factor 3. Gene Ontology annotation, molecular function: protein binding; guanyl-nucleotide exchange factor activity. The transcript is spliced from 27 exons. Gene Ontology annotation, cellular component: cytoplasm; plasma membrane. The coding region runs from base 33 to 2573 and encodes 846 amino acids. Gene Ontology annotation, biological process: regulation of GTPase activity; intracellular signal transduction; cell migration. The record is from RefSeq and is a predicted model, not a curated record. Lineage: Eukaryota; Metazoa; Chordata; Aves; Coliiformes; Coliidae.
CGCGGCCGCAGCAUCGCGGCGCGGUGGCAGGCAUGGAGCCUUGGAAGCAAUGCGGGCAGUGGCUGAUCAGCUGCAAGGUGCUGCCGCCCAACCAUCGGGUGACCUGGGACACGGCCCAGGUCUUCGACCUGGCGCAGACGCUGCGCGACGGCGUUCUGCUCUGCCAGCUGCUCAACAACCUGCGCAGCCACUCCAUCAACCUUAAGGAGAUCAACCUGCGCCCGCAGAUGUCCCAGUUUCUUUGCUUGAAGAAUAUAAGGACUUUUCUUUCGGCAUGUUGUGAAAUAUUUGGGAUGAAGAAAAGUGAACUUUUUGAAGCAUUUGACUUGUUUGAUGUGAGAGAUUUUGGCAAGGUGAUAGAAACACUUUCAAAGCUUUCUCGCACUCCUAUUGCAUUAAGCACGGGAAUAAGGCCUUUCCCUACAGAAGAAAGUGUUGAUGAUGAAGAUAUCUACAAAGGUCUUCCUGAUUUAAUAGAUGAAACUGGUGUUGAUGAAGAUGAGGAGUUGUAUGAUUGUGUCUAUGGAGAAGAUGAAGGUGGGGAGGUUUAUGAAGACCUAAUGAAAGAUGAAGCAGCACAGCAACCUAAAUAUACAGAAAAUGACAUCAGAAGCUGCUGUCUUGCUGAAAUAAAGCAAACCGAAGAGAAAUACACUGAAACUCUGGAAUCGAUUGAGAAAUUUUUCAUGGUGCCAUUGAAAAGAUUUCUGUCAGCAUCAGAAUUUGAUACUGUUUUCAUCAACAUUCCUGAUUUGGUGAAAAUUCACAGGAAUCUAACACAGGAAAUCAAUGAUUCCAUUGUUAAUAAGAAUGAUCAGAACCUCUAUCAAAUUUUUAUUAACUACAAGGAAAGAUUGGUUAUUUAUGGACAGUACUGCAGUCAAGUGGAGAUUGCGAUAUCAUGCUUAGACAACAUCUCUAAGACAAAAGAAGAUGUUAAAUUGAAGUUAGAGGAAUGUUCCAAGAGGGCAAAUAAUGGGAAGUUUACGUUGCGGGAUCUUUUAGUGGUUCCAAUGCAGAGAGUGCUAAAAUAUCACUUACUGCUCCAGGAGCUGGUAAAGCACACUACUGAUCCCAUGGAGAAGGCAAAUCUUAAACUGGCACUUGAUGCAAUGAAGGACUUGGCUCAAUAUGUAAAUGAAGUGAAGAGAGAUAAUGAAACACUCCGUGAAAUCAGACAGUUUCAACUGUCAAUAGAGAACUUGAAUCAUUCCCUCUUACAGUAUGGAAGACCUCAAGGUGAUGGAGAAAUAAGGAUAACUACGUUAGACAAACGUGCAAGGCAAGACAGGCAUAUCUUCUUGUUUGAUCUAGCUGUGAUUGUUUGCAAACGGAGGGGUGAUAAUUAUGAAAUGAAGGAAAUAAUAGAUCUCCAGAAAUACAAAAUUACAAAUAACCCCACUACUGAUAAAGAAAAUAAGAAGUGGUCCUAUGGCUUCUACCUCAUUCAUAUCCAAGGACAAAAUGGUUUAGAAGUAUACUGCAAAACGAAAGACUUGAAGAAAAAAUGGCUUGAACAAUUUCAGAUGGCUCUGUCAAACAUUCGGCCAGACUAUGCCGACACAAGCUUUCAUGAGUUCAAAAUGCAUACUUUUAGUCGUGUGACGUCUUGCAAAGUCUGUCAGAUGCUUCUGAGGGGAACAUUUUAUCAAGGCUAUUUAUGUUCUAAGUGUGGAGCUGGAGCACACAAAGAAUGUUUAGGAAGAUUAGACAAUUGUGGCAGAGCUAAUUCAGGUGAACACGGGAACCUGAAACAUGAGAAAAGAACAAAUGGAAUCAGAAGAAACUCUAGACAUGUGGACCCAGGUUUACCAAAAAUGCAAGUAAUUCGAAACUACAGUGGAAUACCACAGCCAGCAACACAAGAUGGUCCACCACUGCAUAUCCAGAUUGGGGACACCAUCGAACUGAUUAGAGGAGAUGCACAUAGCUUAUUUUGGCAGGGCAGAAAUCUAACAACAGGAGAGCUUGGAUUCUUCCCAAGUGAUGCAGUAAAGCCUAGCCCAUGUGUUCCUAAGCCAGUAGACUACAGUUCACAACUUUGGUUUGCAGGAGCAAUGGAAAGACUGCAGGCAGAGAGUGAACUUAUUAACAGAGUCAAUAGCACUUACCUGGUGCGACACAGGACCAAAGAAUCAGGAGAAUAUGCCAUUAGUAUUAAGUACAACAAUGAAGUGAAACACAUCAAGAUUUUAACAAGAGAUGGCUUUUUCCACAUUGCAGAAAACAGAAAGUUUAGAAAUUUAAUGGAACUUGUAGAAUACUAUAAACACCACUCUCUCAAAGAAGGCUUUCGAAGUUUGGAUACUACUCUUCAAUUUCCAUACAAAGAACCUGAAAACUCAGUAGGACAAAGGAGUAACAGAACAGGUGGCAACUUGCUAAGCCCGAAGGUGAUAGGCAUUGCCAUAGCCAGGUAUGACUUCUGUGCAAGAGACAUGAGAGAGCUGUCCUUACUGAAAGGGGAUGUUGUCAAAAUUUACACCAAGAUGAAUGUGAAUGGCUGGUGGAGAGGUGAAGUAAAUGGAAGGGUGGGCUGGUUUCCAUCAACUUACGUUGAAGAGGAUGAAUGAAUUAAAAGCUUUCGUCUGCUGACCAGCAGUUUCAGGGAUUGUAAAAAUUUAGUAUCUUCAAGGUGUUAUUGGUCUUGUUAAGUAUUUAAACAGCAUUUUUGUCUGUCUGAACCUUUCAGUCUUAGUGUUGGGAUUUAUACAGAAGUUUUUGCUGACUUUGCCCAGAGCUGUGCAAGAAACAACCUGCUGGUUUGCCAUCGCUGGGGAUCAGUACAAAGUCCAACCCUCACCUUCCCAGAUCAUCUCUGGAAAACAAAUUUCUUUAUGCUCCUUUUCAUUUCACCAUAAAUAUUAGCUGUGGCUGAAUAUUUAAUAAGUCUUGUUUUUUCAUGUAGCUAACAUCUGUGAUGGUACAAGGAGAUGAAGGCUUAUUAUUUCUUAUCACUGCAUGCAGAAAACAGAGUUCAAUCAUUCCAGUGGGCAUAAAAUAUAGUCAGUAGACUUGUCUUAAAACAUCAAACUACUUUACUUAUCACCUUACAAACAGUUUUACAGUCAGAAAAACAUUCUGAAGGAAAUAUGUAGUAAACAUGAGUAACAUUCAUGCAUAUAUAAUUAGUUAACUGACUACUUUGGGAUCCUGCCUGAAUCUUUUAACAGUUUCUUUAAAGACAGCAUUUUAAAAAGAUGUAGUGAUGUGGUAUUGCUUACAAAAGUGUCCACAAAGUGGAAUUGUGGGAUCCUUCCUCUGUCAUCCCAAGUCUUUUUGUGUGGAACUUCUUCAUUUAAAUAGCUGACCCCUAAAAAUGCAACUGAGGAUAGUCACAACAUAAGUUUUAAAAUGUUCAGCAUUAAUAUUUGUAGACCUAUUCUGUAGGAGAGUAUACUAAUGUAAGAUGUUGUCAGUGCUCAAGAAAAAGCCUCUUCAUCUGAAUCAACCAAGAGGUUAAGAUAAACUUCAAUGCUUCCAACUCUAUAAACUCUGAACUGUCUUUUUCUAGUUAGACUGGAGUUUCUAUCACCUUUUGUGCUCUUAAAAGGUAAUGCAAAGAGCAUUGACAGACUUUGUGCCUUUUUCUGUCUCAUUCCCUGGGAUGUUAAUGGCACUUGCAUGGUCUUGUUGCACAUUAUGAAUGUCUCCAAGGAAAGGUUGUCUAGGUUAGCUGGCUUGAAACAUCAGGCCUUGUAAUGUGAUGUCCACCCCUUGGUGAGGUGGUGUUUGAAUAUAGUUAUGGAGGGUUAGAAUCGCUGUAGUUGUAAGGUAAAAUAAAUGUAGGUGGUUUCUUCAGAGAUGCAGUUUCAAAUGUUCAGGUAAUGUCUAACCUGGCUUGAAAACUUCUAAGAAAAUAAAGCUCUUAAGUGUAGGGUAACAUUGUCCAAUCCAGAAAGUUAAUUCAUCCUGUCCUGUGUGCUCUUUUGAUUUCUCCCUGUCCUUUUUUCACAUAGGCGUCUUGUAGUUAGUGUGCAUAGACACUGCACGAUUCAACACUGCGCUGUUUGUCCACAGAGUACAAUCUGCUAGUACAGAUUUCAGAUUUGUUUUAGCUGUCCCCGGUAUUCUUUGCGUUUUUCUCUACUUCUGGCCAUCAGGAAGAACCAAGCACAGCACAGAGGAUUUGCAAUAACCCCCUUAGUCUCUGCAACCACCUUACCCAUCUGCUACACCUAGCAUGCACUGCUGUGUGACCAGGUGAGAGGGAGGAUCUGCUAAUCAGAAAUCUUCCACUUGCAAGAUUCAGCCUUGUGGAUGAAACUCUGAUGCUCUAACUUUUCAAGAAUUUACCUCAAAAUUACUUAAACUGUGAUUGUGUUGAGUACAUUACUUGAUGGAACCAUUGAGAGCAUUUGUAAAUAUGUAGAUGAUGCAUAGAACGUACCUUGUAAAUUAUGUGUACAGCAGUGUAGACUAGAGUAUACUGUCAUUGGUCAUGUUUUGUCAUGCAGUUUUACUGUCUAUUGUGAGCUUGAUCCUGCAUUCCUUAAGUAGACAAAGUUGAUUCUUUGACAGUUUUGCCUGCUCAAGGAGUAGAGGAAUAGGCUCUAGGCCUGUGAAGUGUUUAGUGCUUUGCUGUCAUGUGGUGCUGAGAAGAGGCAGUUUAAUUCGAUAUGAGUUGAAAAACACAUCAGGCAUUUUCAAAAGCUUGAUUUUAGAAUCAUUUUGAGCAGUCUCUCCAUCCUAAAGUUGCUGUAAAGCUUUUAAGCAAUUCCUGAGUAAUCAACCUUUGAGAAGAAUGAAAGCCAUAGCUCAACUUACUUUAGUGGCAUAAAUCUACAUAUCAUUAUCUGUGUUUAAUGCCCUGCAUUGAUUGAAUUAAUGCUGCAUCUUAAACUGUGUUUUGAAUACCAAAGACUUCCUAAAUAUUCUGGAGUGUCUCUUUUAUGUGCUGCUUUUGCCUGUAUGGAGUUUUUUUUGUCAUGUGAUAUGAGUGUAUGGAGUUACAGUACUUUAAUUUGUACUAUUUUGUAAAUAUGUGAAAUAUAAUAAA